CAUUUCGCAAACAGUGGUUAAAAGAUCAGGUUCUAGCAGAAAGUGAGCCUGCUGUAGUCCCAGGAUAUUAUGAGGCCCGUUACAACCCCAUUCGUCGCUUUUAUCGCUGGCCUUUGGACACGCUCUUCAAACCUCUGGUGCCCAUCUUGGGUUACGAAUCAGCAGCCAAGUACCGUUGGUUCACAGGAAGGUUUUGCCUAGGUAUUGGAGCACUUUAUGCUGCUUACUAUUACUUCAAAUAUAACAAAAAUGACUGGACGCGCAAAGGUGGCUGGCGAGUUAUACACAGCAGAGAGAUGGUCACUCCUGGUGAUCCUAGAUAUCCCUUGGUGUCAGAUAGGAAGGAAGGUGCUGAUUAUGCUGCUCGGGGCUUUAAGUCCAGCCCCAUUUAAACAAAGGAUUGUGAAAAGUGAAAUAAGUUUAUAUACUUUGAUGGAAGAAGCAAAUCAAGGUAUUUUAUAAGUUUUUCAUGUGAACUACUUGUAAGGCUGUUUGCUCUCCAUUCAAGGUAAAAUAUUACUUUAUAGGUGUAUUGUCUGUAAUGUUAAUUAACUGUAAAUAGGUAGUGACAUUCUUAAAAUAAAUGAAUUCUUAUAUAGGUA
Molecule: messenger RNA, 602 nt
Organism: Cherax quadricarinatus
Lineage: Eukaryota; Metazoa; Arthropoda; Malacostraca; Decapoda; Parastacidae
Source: RefSeq, a predicted model, not a curated record